This is a messenger RNA of Coregonus clupeaformis (lake whitefish), 2194 nucleotides long. Its product is annotated as transmembrane protein 198-B-like. Gene Ontology annotation, cellular component: cytoplasmic vesicle; plasma membrane. Gene Ontology annotation, biological process: positive regulation of canonical Wnt signaling pathway. The record is from RefSeq and is a predicted model, not a curated record. NCBI's taxonomy places the organism in Eukaryota, Metazoa, Chordata, Actinopteri, Salmoniformes, Salmonidae.
UGAGCCUGCUGAUGCUAUAUGUCUCCUCCGUAUGCCCUGGACGCUCACAUUAUUUUCGUCGGCACUCUGCAAAGCUUCGAAUGUGGACUGGAUGAAGAUGUAGGAUACUUCUCGAAGAUUAUGCUAUACAUAGAUAGUAUAUGUUCUAUAAUGUAGACUAGUCACUGUAUAUUUUUGAAUUAGGCUACAGUUGUCGUGUGUGUCUGGCUGCAUUGGAUUAACUGGACUAGCUAGAAUCAUCCGUCGCGCCCUAGUGCGCUUUGACUGUCUAUCCUAUUGAUAGGGAGUGAGUAUCAAAAUGAGGGAUGCUGAAGGAUUCGGAGGAGUCGUUUUUGGGCAAGAUGCGGACAGAAUGGCUGGGGCAGUGCUUCGUAGGAUGCUGAGGCUUUGCGAUGGUGGAUUCUUGUGGAUGGGAAGUGCUCCCUAAUCUUCCCUGCCCUACUCCUCCCUCUCCUGAAAACUCCAAUCCCUCCAUCUCUCAUUCUCACUUUCUCCAUCACUCCAUCACUCUCUGGUCGCCAUGACGUCCACGCUACAAACGCUGGUGCUCAAGCUGGCCCCGCCUCAGGACCUAAACCCUGAGCGAUUGGACGGCUGUGACGAGACGGCCGGGCGCUACAAAGUGGUUCCCUCCGUCGUGUGCUCCAUGUGUUGCCUCUUCGGCAUCAUCUACUGCUUCUUCGGGUACCGUUGUUUCAAGGCGGUGAUGUUCCUGACGGGCCUGAUGUUUGGCUCCAUCGUCAUCUUCAUGUUGUGUUAUAAGGAGCGCGUCCUGGACACCCAGCUCAGUGUGGAGGCCUCGGUGGGCAUCGGCCUAGGCAUCGGCACCCUCUGCGGCCUGGUCACCAUGCUGGUUCGCUCCGUGGGUCUCUUCAUGGUGGGUCUCCUCCUGGGCCUCUUGGUGGCCGUGGCUACCCUGGUGGGCAUGGAAGAGCUGUCGAACAGCCCCCCGAGGUCGGUCUGGGUCCCCCUGGGGGUGCUGCUCGGCCUGGGCAUGCUGUUCGCCGUUCUCACCCUCCAAUGGCAGCGUUUCUUCACCACCAUGUCCACGGCCGUGUUCGGGGCGGCGGUAAUCACGGUGGCGCUGGACUACUUUGUGGAGCUGUUUGCCCUGGUGCUGUACAUGUAUGAGAGGGUGAAAGCGGCGCCCAGAGGGAGGCCCGUCUGCUGGAUCACCUGGGUGGUGCUGGGGGUGUGGCCUGCCCUGACGCUCCUGGGGGUGUUGAUACAGUGGAAGGUGACGGCAGAGGGAUACUCCCACACCAAGGUGAUAAUCAGUCGCCAGCAGCGGCAGGUCCAGCUGAUGCGUAUCCGUCAAAAGGAGGAGCGGAGGGAUCGCAGCAGGAAGAAGAAGAAGAAUAAGCAACAGAGAGACUCCACCCACAGCUCUCACCCUCCCAAACCCCUGCACCCCGAACCCGCCUAUCGCAGGAAACCCAACCCUAUACGACGCUUUGACGGGGACGUCCUAUCACCUAGUUACAUCCAGAGUUUCCGGGACAGGCAGGUGGAGGCCAGGCCGUAUCCUGGAGGGGGCAGACUGAUGGGGGGAGGAGGGGCUCACACCGAUGUGGACUAUGACUGCGGCUCCACCACGCCCCUCACUGCAGCUGCAGGCCCCUUACUACAAGUCUGAACACUCCCCCAACCACUGGUCCGACCACACCCCCAAUGACCUGUACAGCAGUAUGGAUCUGGCAGCCACAUCACACCCCCAAAAGGUGUGACCACACCCACAACCCACCUGUGCUGCAGUAUGGAUCCAACCACACCCCUAAACGGUGUGACCACACCCCCAAAGGCCUGUAUUGCAGUAUAGGUCUGACUGACCACUCCCCCACCACGAUGCUGGAGCCAAUCAGAGUAUGUGAAUAGUAGAGGCCUGAACUUCUUUUUCUGUUUCACACACACACACACACACACACACACACACACACACACACACACACCAGCCACAUGCAUGAAAAUACUGUACUGUACACACAUCCACAAACACUGCAGUGGAACUGGAUCUGGAGAAAAGAGAGAGAAAUACAGGGCCUCUAACUGGAUGGAUGACCGUUACCUGAGGCUUCUCUCCCUCCAUCCAGCCUCCAGCCAGUCUUCAUCAGGACACAGUUUAAAGAAGCAUGGCUCAGGUUUCAAAUGCGGCAUCGUGUUACCAUGGAGACCGGAAUACAAUCCUCUCUUCAGG